AUGGAUCAUUAGGAUUACGAAGUUUUGGGAAGGAAAAGGGGGAAAUUUAAUCCCUAAAUUUAUCUUAAUAAAAAGAUUUUUGAGAUUGAUAAGGCUCAGCUUAAGCAUAUGCAGAAAAUGGAUAUGCAUGAAGUCUCAAAACUAGUUUAAAGGAUAUUGAAGAAGGCGAUAGCUAACAGAGAAAAUGAUGAUGUGACUGUUUUACUCUUUUACUUUAAGGACUUAGAUUUCAUAUAAAAGCUUUCAAAUAAAUUUGAUGAGCAAACAUUCUUGUAAGUAAUUUCACAUAUAACAUACAAAAAAUAUUCAAGAAACGAAUUAGUUUGCAAAUAAGGUUAAGUAGAAAAAUAAAUGUAUUUCAUAUUAGAUGGGAAAGCGUGUGUUAAAAAAUAUGAUGUUAUUGAGUAUGAAAAGAGAGAUGGAACUUUUGGAAUAAGAAAAAUAUGUUUGUUAAAAAAGAUGCUAUCAAAAGGUGAUAGCUUUUGUCGUGAAAUUUUGAAAGGAAGCAAUUAUGAUGAAACCAAAUACUGCUCAUAUUCUGUAAGCAAUUUAGAUUAGAUGUUAGAAUGUGCAGUAUUGAGAAGAGAUCAUUAUCUUGGAUUCAAAAUAUCUAUGGAAAUAAAAUAAGAAAUCAAUAAAGUCAAUUUGAUUCAAAGCUCUUGCAUAUUUAACUAUCAUUUAAAUCCUCGAUAAUUAAAGGCUCUUAGUUAAAACUUUCAUCUCAAAAAGAGUUUUUGCAAUAAUAUUAUUUACAGCGAAGGAGAUGAAGCUGAUGGAAUUUACAUAAUAAAAUCUGGUAGAUUUAAAAUAUAAAAAAGCACUAACUAAAAUUAUAAUUUUGAGGAUUUAGACGUUAAUAAUUUUAAAAUAGCUUAGUCUAAAAAAUAUUCUGAGAUUGCCCUCUUAGAGGAAGGACAGUGCUUUGGAGAUGAAGAGAUUUUUAAGAAUUAUGAUAAAAGAAUUUUCACUGUAUUAUGUGAUACUGCGGUUGGAGAGUAUUUCUAGAUAUCAAAAAAAGAUUUCUUUAGAGUUUUAUCUUAGUAAUUUAAAGAUGAAGAUUGGAAAGAGCUAGAAAAUGCUUUUCAACUAAAAAAUGAAUGGAGAAAAGAAAAUAUAGCUUAAAUAUAAAAAGUCAAAUAAUAAUUUGUAGAAUAUAUGGGUGCUCCUCCGAAAUACUCAUGUGAAGCUAAAUUACUUAGAUUAACUAUGAGCAACAAGAAAUAAGUCAGUCCAAAAAAUGAAAGGAGCAGUUCUCCUCUUUCUAAAGAAGUAUUGAAUACACAAAAUAUUAGCUUUAGUGAGCCUUAAAAAACAUUUGAGCUUACUUAAAUCAAUAAUUUAGAAUAAAACUCAACUAGAAACAUACCUCAAAGCACUCAAAUGAAUACUCCUACCUCAAAUAGGUACUUAAAAAAGGUAGAUUAGUACUUGCAAUAAAAAGAUUUAUCCUAUACAAGAUAAAAAAUUGAUACUGAUUAUGGAUUCUACAGAAAAAGUGGAGUGAAAAGCUCUCUUGGAAACAAUGAAGAAGUGGAAACUAGACAUAAUACAAGUACUUCAAUGAGCAAUUAAACUUCCAAUUAAUAUUUAAGCAACCAACUUAAAUUAAAGAACGAAAUAAUACCAAGAAACAUCAGAAGUUAAAGUGUGCAGAAUGAUAAUAAUUUAGUUAAAAUAGGCUAAAUGUUUAAAAGUGGGGGAAAAGAUAAUUUUUAAAAUACAAAUCUUUCAAGAGGAAAUUCACCAUAUAUUUAAAAUUAAUAUCCUCAUUAGAAGGAAUUGAUAUUGCCAGAAAUUAAUUAUAAAGAACACAGCACAAUAGAUAUACGCUUUCGUCAUCCAUCUCCCUUUACUAAAAGGUUCAAUCCAAGUAGUACAUCAGGAAAAACACAAUAUAAAUAUGGUUUUGGAUCAGCUAUGCAGUCUCCUACUGAGCUCAAAUCAAUAUAGUAUUAUGAUGGAACAAAUAGUAAGAGAACUCCAAGCCAAACAAAUUAUAACUAAAUUGGAAAUUAUGCUCAAAUGACUAGCAGGACUAAUGUAAGUAUGUAAUAUUAGGAUGGUGAUAUAAAAGGCUAAAGUCCUUAUAGAUUGGAUGAAAUCUCUAAUAAAUUAGGAACUAGUGAAUAUAAAUAAGAAAAUAAAUACUCUAUGCCAUUAAAAAGAAUGGAUAUAGCAGAUAUAACUUAUAAUAAAGCCAUAAUUUUGAAGACCAAAAACUUUACAACUGAUGAAGAAAAAGGAAGAGUAAUAGCAUUUGAAGGCUCUCACUUUUUACCUACAGAACUAGAUAGCAACUAUCUAGAGAAAAAAGGAAUUAUUAAAAAGAAAAUUGACCCUAAAAAAAGGGAAUUAGAGAACUAACAAAGUAUGGAAAAAGGAAAAAAAAUAUUAGAAAAUUUUAUUCUUGGGUACCUGAUAAAAAAGAAGAAAGCCUAAACUAAUAAAAAAUAAAAUAGAGAUGGUAAUGAUGAUAAUAUUGACGAUACAGCAUAGGUGUAAAUGUACAACUUUCCCUAGGGUAAAACAAAUACAUAGUUUUAUGGGAAGAGUAAGAACAAGCUAAAGAAAAGAAUGCACUCUAAUGUGUACAACGAAGAAGCUCUAAGCCCUUAGCCAGUGCCUAAAAAUUUUGUAAAUAUAUAAAAUAGUAGUUUAGAUAAGUAGAAAGAAAUUCUUUGGUCAAACCAAUAGCUACAAUUUUCUGGAAUAUAGGCUAAACCCAGUCUUAAGGAGAAUUCAAAUCAGAUUCCUUUAAUAACUCUAGAAUAAUCUCCUACAAAAUUAAGUAUAUAACAAGAUUCAAUAAAAACUAAAAUUAUAUAAGACAGUGUCAUGUCAGAAUAACCAAAAAAGUAGUCUCAAAAAUCUAUUUUUACAGGAAAAACAUUUAAUCAAAGAAAAAACUCUAAAUAGAUGAUAGAUUUUUGA
Tetrahymena thermophila SB210 is the source of this 2931-nucleotide messenger RNA. Its product is annotated as cyclic nucleotide-binding domain protein. The transcript is spliced from 4 exons. The record is from RefSeq and is a predicted model, not a curated record. NCBI's taxonomy places the organism in Eukaryota, Ciliophora, Oligohymenophorea, Hymenostomatida, Tetrahymenidae.